AUGAAAUACAUCCUUAGACACCCUUUAACUCGCUCGGCUGCCUGGCGCAGCCAGAGGACUUCAUGCAACCCUCGAUUCAUAAAUACGCUUCACCAACCAGGUGAUCCUAAAGUCGCCUCUCGGCGCGCGGAUGCACCGUUUCGUCUUGCUAUCAUAGGGUCUGGUCCGUCUGGGUUCUAUACGGCUUAUAGAGUACAAAGCAAACUUCCUACUGCGAGAAUUGAUAUGUACGAGGCGUUACCCGUACCCUUCGGACUCGUACGUUUUGGUGUAGCUCCGGAUCAUCCGGAGGUCAAGUUCUGCAUAAACAAAUUCGACGAAGUUGCGCGUCAUCCAAAUUUCACAUAUAUAGGAAACACCCCUAUCGGCUCAGAGUCUCUCCCAUUUUCAUCUCUCCUUCCGAACUACAAUGCAAUUCUCUUAUCUUACGGCGCUUCGAAAGAUAAAACUCUAAACCUCCCUGGCGAAUCAAUAUUAUCAGGCAUUCACUCUGCUCGUGCAUUCGUUGGAUGGUACAAUGGUCUUCCAGAGCAUAGAAAUUUAAAUCCAGAUCUCGAAAGAAGUGAUGGGAAAGCAGUGGUUAUAGGACAGGGAAACGUGGCUUUGGAUGUUGCGAGAAUACUUUUGACCGGGGUGGAUGAGCUCAGAAAGACUGAUAUUACAGAAUAUGCUCUUGAAGCGCUUUCAGGGAGUAAAAUUAAGGAAGUGGAAGUUGUAGGGAGAAGAGGGCCUUUGCAGGCGGCCUUUACGAUUAAGGAAGUUCGUGAGCUGAUGACCCUUCCUUCUGUUGGCUUCGAACCUGUCCCUCCCUCGAUAAUCCCACAAGACACUUCCACCCUUCCUCGUGCCAAAAAACGUCUGAUGGACACCAUAAACAAAGGCACAAAAUCCUAUCCCCUCGAAAAGAACUGGAAACUCUCAUUCUUCAGCUCACCAACCGCCUUUUUAUCCUCCUCUUCAAACCCCGGCCAAUUAUCACACAUAAGGUUCGAAAAGACAGCCCCCGUUGAAGGUACUAAUGGGGACAAAGUCGUUGGAACCGGCGAGCAUAAAGAUGUAUACGCAUCAUUGGCAUUUAGAAGUAUUGGAUACAAAAGUGAGCCUAUUUCUGGGAUGAUUGAGGCGGGAAUUCCAUUUGACGAGAAGAAGGGGGUUGUGUGCAAUACCUUGGGGAGGGUUGCAAGACCUACACCUGAAGGUGAUAUUCAAGUUCCGGGAAUGUAUACAACUGGAUGGGUUAGAAGAGGGCCAACGGGGAUUAUUGCAUCCACAAUGAUGGAUGCAUUUGAUGCCGGGGAUAAUAUUGUCAAUGACUGGCUAAGCGGGGUUGAGUUUCUAGGGGAGCAAGGAGAUGUAAGGAUGGGUUGGGAGGCGGUGAAAAGGGAGCAUUCCAAUAUAGGCCUUAAAGCAGUACAUUGGAGCGAUUGGGACAAAAUAGAUAAGGCGGAGAAAGAAAGAGGUAAGAAGAUUGGUAAAGAGAGAGAAAAGUUCGGAACAGAAGAGGAGAUGAUGGCUAUUGUAUAG
Molecule: messenger RNA, 1524 nt
Organism: Orbilia oligospora ATCC 24927
Lineage: Eukaryota; Fungi; Ascomycota; Orbiliomycetes; Orbiliales; Orbiliaceae
Exons: 3
Coding region: 1-1524 (507 amino acids)
Biological process (GO): ubiquinone biosynthetic process
Cellular component (GO): mitochondrion
Source: RefSeq, a predicted model, not a curated record